UUCUCAGAAGGUAACCCCUACACAAAGUUACCGCGGAGAGGCAAACUUUCUGCACGCAAGCGCCCAUGCGGUCAACUUUCAUACGACUCUUUUGAUUAUAGUUGAAAAUCAAAACGCAAUCAAGCAAUUAUAAAAACCGCGAACAUGUCGUCGACUAACGCCAGCCGCACGCUGUUUCGAAACUUUAAUUACAGGUCCGACGCGGAAUACGUGGUGAAAGUCUCCAAAAUCUUGUUGACGCCCGUUGGUGUCUGGCCUCUUUACAAGACUGAUUCUACGUUUGAUAAGAUGAAAUACGUUCUCCAAACGAGCUUCAUGUUCAGUUUGAUGUGCUUCUUACUCGUUCCGCAUAUCAUAUAUACCUUCUUCGAUGCGAAAGACUUGACGAGAUAUAUGAAAGUGAUAGCCGCCCAGGUAUUCAGUCUUCUGGGUAUCGUCAAAUUCUGGACGAUGAUUAUCAAUAGAGAUGAUAUCAAGCAUUGUCUACAACAAAUGGAAAUUCAAUAUAGAGAUGUGGAGAGUGAGGAGGAUCGAUCGGUGAUGGUGAAACACGCCAAAAUCGGGAGACAGUUCACGAUCAUGUACUUAGGACUAUUGUAUGGUGGUGCGUUACCUUAUCAUAUAAUUAUGCCGUUGGUGGCAGAUAAGAUCGUCAAUGAGGAUAAUAUAACGCAGUUGCCUCUGCCAUAUCUCAGCGAUUAUGUCUUCUUCGUGGUGGAGAACUCGCCGUUCUACGAGGUUCUCUUCGUCACACAAAUCGUCUUCAGCACCAUCAUCUUAUCAACAAACUGUGGCGUUUACAGUUUAAUUGCUACCUGCGUGAUGCACGCCUGUUGUCUAUUCGAGAUCAGUCGUAGGCAUAUGGAAACUUUCUUGAUCGACGAAACUAAUGAUCUUCACAAACGAUUUGGUCAAAUAAUCAUGCAUCAUAUGCGAGCUCUCAGAUUUACUGAGAUGAUUGAAAAAUCAUUCAAUUUUGUCUUUUUAUCCGAAAUGGUUGGAUGCACUAUUAUCAUAUGUUUUCUUGAAUAUGGCGUCCUCAAGGAAUGGGAGGACAAUCAAAUGUUAGGUACAAUUAUAUAUUUUAUUUUAGUAAUUUCAAUUUUGGUAAACGUCUUUACUUUAUCAUCGAUCGGCGAUCGACUUAAAGAAGAGAGUAUAAAAAUUGGAGAGACGUCGUAUUUUAUCAACUGGUAUGCGUUACCAGCGAAGAACGUGAACGGUUUAGUCAUGGUGAUGAUCAGAUCAAAUCGUCCUUCAACACUGACAGCUGGUAAAAUAUUUGAUGUAUCACUUCAAGGAUUUUGCGACGUAUGUAAAACAUCAGCGGCGUAUCUUAAUUUCAUUCGAAUGAUUGCAGCCUAAACAUCGCUGCAAUAUCAACUAUCUCGAUCGAGACAUAUCAAUUUCUUAUUUUCACUCUAUCACAAAUACAACACUUAUCAUCUUAUUCGCAUUUAUCAUUUAUCUUCAAGCGACAUUAAUGAA
This is a messenger RNA of Camponotus floridanus (Florida carpenter ant), 1488 nucleotides long. Its product is annotated as putative odorant receptor 92a. Gene Ontology annotation, biological process: sensory perception of smell; detection of chemical stimulus involved in sensory perception of smell. NCBI's taxonomy places the organism in Eukaryota, Metazoa, Arthropoda, Insecta, Hymenoptera, Formicidae. Gene Ontology annotation, molecular function: odorant binding; olfactory receptor activity. The transcript is spliced from 5 exons. Gene Ontology annotation, cellular component: plasma membrane. Bases 145 to 1365 code for a protein of 406 amino acids. The record is from RefSeq and is a predicted model, not a curated record.